AUUCAUUCGAUUGAGAACCCUAUGUAAUUAAAACGUCGCUUAGAGAUGAUUUUUUUAUGCACCCGGGUAUACCAGUGGGUAUUUUCGAGCUUCUCUCUCUGCGAUCAUCUUCAGUGACUUGUGUAAGUUUCAGUUGUGAUAAUGAAUUGUAUCAUAGAUGGUUUUUAUUGUGGCGCUGUGCUAGUUUUGAUAACUUUCGUUUUAUUUUUCACAGUUUCGUGCUCUUCGCCUACUCCUUUUAUUAAAUCAAAAGACGUAACGUCAAACAAUACUCGGUUUAUAGACUGUGAGAAAAAAUUGAAUCACGAUGAGGAAGAAGCUCCAUGGCAUGUUAUCAUAAAUUACAUUCCCGACCCAAGUGGAAUUGGAUGUACUGGCACCAUAAUAAGCCCUUGGUUGAUUCUAACAGUGGAAUACAACGUGUUCAGCAGACCAAUGGGGUCCACGAUAAUGGACGCUGACCCAAAUCACUAUGAAAUACUUGUGGCCAGACUUCCUUAUUACUUGCGAGUUUACAAGAUUGCUGAAUUUCGUUAUUUUAACCAAACCAGCUUUAUCCAUGACUGGAAUCGCAAUAACCUGCCGAUGAUUGUUGUUUUGAAGGAAAAACUAAGUUUCAAUCCGUACGUUUCACCGGCUUAUAUCCAUUGGGAAAAUCCAAGUAAAAUAGACACAUGGAAUGGUACAGCAAAGAUAGCCGCGUGGAAAGACUCAAUAAAUACGUUUCAACAAAUACAGGCAGACACACCGAUACUUAGAACCAUCAAUUUCACUAGUCACAUCGCCUGUAGAGAAAGACGGACGUAUCCAUACUUCUUAUUUUUUAUGGGAGCGUUUUUAUUAAGACAAAAUGUAAUCAACAUCACUCUAUUGCACGAUGCAAAUCUGAUGUGCGUAGAGUAUCCAAAAGAACAAGAUUAUGUGUUUGGAAGUGGCGUUAUUACUGAAGAGAAUGACCGUCACUUUAUUCGAGGAAUCAUGGGACUUACCCAGAGGUUAGCACAAAAAAUUCCAAAAAUCAAUGAACCUGGAAAUAGACUAAGUGCAGACGGAUUCAAAACAUUUACCGACUGCAUUCGAGGAGUUCACGCCAAUUCAUCAAAGCUUGAUGAAAAUAUUAAAUACUGGUGCAAUAUCGCACGUUUGGUGAAACCCCCUUUUGAUAAAAUUGAAAAUAAUGUGGAAAAUACGCCAAAAUUCGGUGUUUUUACGGAUAUAGCAGAUUAUAUCGACUGGAUUAAACAAGUUCGUGAUGAAACUGAAAGUCGUCAGAUCAAUGAUAAAUGCAACUAAUUGGGAGCUUCGUGUAAUUAUUUCUACGUUGACAGAAUCUUUGUUUUAUGCCUAUACCCUAUAUGUUGUAUGUAAUUUGUUUCUUAAUUCAUCUAUUAUUCUACAAAGUUGACUGUGUAUGGAAUUUUUUUGUAACAAAAUGGAUAUGUAAUGUGAUGAAAACAAGAAAAUAAUAAUCAAAAUAUCAAAAAGUAAGGUAAAAUACCAAAUAAAUUGAGUUUUCGGGUUCUACAUAUAUAUUAAUCGGUUUUUGAUCAUAAUCGAUUUUUGAUCAACAGGUCUAAUUUGCAAAUUAUUUUAGGCAAAUUAGCAGUUUUGCUUGCAAUGUUUCUUGACAAAAAAUGAAGCAUUUUUCUGAAAAAUUUGAAAAUAUGAUCUGUUUUUUAUCAACUACAUACAACGGAAGUAUCAACACGUCACACGUCUGUUCGUGAGUAAUAUUUUAUUUGUACUAAAAUUCCCAAAAUAUGUAGGUCAACUGAACAUAUGUGCAGAUAUGGUAUUAUUACACGUAUAUCAAUAGAUUAAUUUUGGUUAUCUCGUUCACUUGCCACGAAGUCAUUAUAAUGAAAUAGGUUGGUAUACUUGGAGUCGUAUGUAUUACCGAAAUCUCAGGUUACUAUUAUUUUAUCGGGUGUUUCUAAAAAAGUGAUUAUUAUUCUAAUAAGUCAAGUAGGUAUUUAUGUAAACAAAAUGGUUUUACAUAUUGGAAAAAGAUCAAUGAUAGUCCUACUAUUGAUACAAGCGAUAAUUUCAGCAGAUUCCUGGGAACAAGACUCCCGAAAAGACCCGGAAGAUGACGUUGUUGUAGAAAUGGAUGUCAGCGAAGUGCAGUACUCGAAUGGUCAGUGGAAAUUAUCAGGCAAUACCAGCCAUGGCUUCGAUUCACCGAAAAUACGUUUGUUAAAGUACAAAAAUGUUGUAUUAAUUAUAAGAAAUGCAGUGACGAUUAAAUUUGAAGAAGAUGUAGUUCUGGAAGGCAGAUAUCAAAACGGAUCGUUUCUUAUUACCACGUUAAAUUUGGAUUUGAUACGUAUAAAAAUAUGGUGUUAUACUAUUUCUUUAAAAACUCUACUAAUAAUUGCUUUUGUUUUCCAAGUAAUCAUUUCCGUAAUCCUUUCCAUGAUAACUUUAAAGUUGGUGUCGAAGUAUCGAGCUGCCGACCGUUACGGUAGAUUAUCUAAGUAAUUUUAAAAGUAAUCUCAACUCAUAAAUGUAAGAUUGUUUGUUGAAUAGUAAAUUUUUGAAGUUUU
Planococcus citri (citrus mealybug) is the source of this 2546-nucleotide messenger RNA. RefSeq lists its product as uncharacterized. The record is from RefSeq and is a predicted model, not a curated record. Lineage: Eukaryota; Metazoa; Arthropoda; Insecta; Hemiptera; Pseudococcidae. The transcript is spliced from 7 exons. The coding region runs from base 142 to 1293 and encodes 383 amino acids.